Messenger RNA from Priapulus caudatus, 3563 nucleotides. RefSeq names its product neutral ceramidase-like. Gene Ontology annotation, cellular component: extracellular region. The record is from RefSeq and is a predicted model, not a curated record. Gene Ontology annotation, biological process: sphingosine biosynthetic process; long-chain fatty acid biosynthetic process; ceramide catabolic process. Gene Ontology annotation, molecular function: N-acylsphingosine amidohydrolase activity. NCBI's taxonomy places the organism in Eukaryota, Metazoa, Priapulida, Priapulimorpha, Priapulimorphida, Priapulidae. The transcript is spliced from 18 exons. Bases 262 to 2541 code for a protein of 759 amino acids.
UGUAUCUCGCGAACGAGUUGGCUUAUAAUUCUAGAUAUUUAGAUACAAAUAGACCAACAGAUAGACACAUGUCUUAGCUAUAACCUCCGUGAAUUUUUAUUCUCUUAUUAUAUAUUGAGUUUUUACAUCUGGUGGCGAGGUGUGGAACGAGUAAAGGAGCGAGAGCUAUGCUGAGAGCUAUGAGAAAUAUCCGUAAUCCCGCGAAAUCUGACCGGUGACCGGUUGCACAACAACAACUGUCAACAAGACACAAUUUGCAACAUGACCGCCAUGAGAAGGUUAACGUUGAUGUGGUUGGUCACAUUUUUAGUGUAUAAUGGAGCCAAUGGAUUAGAUCAACCAAAUUUCUUUAUCGGAACUGGAAGAGCUGACAUCACUGGCCCUGCAGCAGAAAUCAAUAUGAUGGGUUAUGCGAAUCCAAAACAGGAUACCCAGGGCAUUCAUUUCCGUCUGUAUAGUCGGGCUUUCAUCAUUGCUGACCAUGCUAAUUCGCACCGAGUAGUGUACGUAAGUGCUGAUAUAGCCAUGGUAUCACAGAUCAUCAAGAUUGAGGUUGUCAAAAAGCUAAAGACACAUUAUGGUGACAUCUACACGGAAAUGAAUGUUUGCUUGAGUAGCAUUCACACUCACAGUGGACCGGGUGGAUUUCUGCAGUACCUGCUCUAUGACAUCACAUCCUUAGGCUUUGUUGCAGAGUCUACAGAUGCAAUCGUGAAUGGCAUUGUAAAGAGCAUUCAGAUUGCACACGAGAGGCUAGUCCCGGGUGACAUUUUCAUCAACCGUGGAACUCUUCUUGACUCCAACAUAAACCGCAGUCCAACUGCUUAUCUCAAUAACCCACAGGAAGAGAGAGACAGAUACCAGUAUGACGUCGAUAAAGAUAUGGUUGUUCUUAAGAUGGUUAAUUCGACUGGUGCGGCUAUAGGCAUGAUAAGUUGGUUUGCAGUUCACUGCACGAGUAUGAACAACACGAACCAUCUAAUCUCCGGUGACAACAAGGGCUAUGCCUCAUACCUGUUCGAACAACAUAUGAACCCUGGGAGCCUGCCAGGAGAAGGAGACUUCGUUGCAGCAUUUGCACAGGCAAAUGAAGGCGAUGUUUCGCCGAACACCAGGGGGCCACAUUGUCUAGACACGGGUCUGCCAUGCCACAUGAACACCAGUACCUGUAAUGGCAAGAGUGAACUUUGUGUAGCAUUUGGACCUGGGGUGGAUAUGGCAGACAGUACUAGAAUCAUUGGCAAUAACCAGUUUAUUAAAGCAUUGAACUUGUAUAACAAUGCUACGAGGAAACUCAGUGGACCUGUAGAUUUUAAACACCAGAAUGUGGAUAUGACAAAUGUACAGGUCAACCUGUCAGAUGGCUCUCAGGCACAUACUUGCAAGCCAGCAAUGGGUUACAGCUUUGCUGCUGGCACUACGGAUGGCCCAGGUGCCAUGGACUUUACACAAGGAACAACUCAAGGAAAUGCUCUGUGGAACCUGAUUAGGAAUUUCAUUAAAAAACCAUCAGCAGAACAGACAGCCUGUCAACUUCCGAAACCUAUUCUGCUGGAUACUGGGGAAAUUAGCUACCCGUAUUCAUGGCAACCAGACAUAGUUGAACUUCAGUUGCUCAGGGUGGGAGAUUUUAUCAUAGUGGCAGUACCAGGAGAAUUCAGUACAAUGUCUGGAAGGAGAGUAAGAAGCAAUGUCACUGCUACUCUUGCACAGCAUGGCUUCCCAGAGACGACAGAGACAGUGAUAGCAGGACUCUCAAACACCUACUCUAGUUACAUCACUACCUUCGAAGAAUACCAGGUACAACGAUAUGAAGGUGCGUCGACCAUUUAUGGACCCCACACUCUCCAGGCGUACAUCCAACAUUUCAAUGUAUUAGCUGCUGCUAUAGCACAGAACAGCACAGUGGACAAGGGGCCGAGCGUACCCUACCUGCGGGACAAGCAGCUCUGCUUUGUUCUGCCCGUCGUGUACGACGGCAGCGGCAUUGGCAAGUCGUUCGGCGACGUGCUGACAGACGCGAAGCCGAAGUAUGUCGUUAACACUACCGUCAGCGUCUCAUUCGUCGCCGGUCAUCCUCGCAACAACCUCAUGACGGGUGCCACGUUUUUGACAGUGGAGUGGUGGAAUCCUGAGCAGUCGACCUGGCACGUGGCGUACACAGACAGCAGCUGGGAGACAAGGUUCAAGUGGACGCGAACGUCCUCUCUGCUGGGUAAAAGCCAGGCGACCGUAGAGUGGGAUAUCCCGGCAGCGGCCAUGCCAGGCGUCUACCGCAUGCGCCAUUUUGGCCACGAGAAGUCGGUCACUGGUGACAUCCACCCCUACGCUGGGACAUCUGCCUCCUUUAUCGUCGAGACGAUGGAAGAGGCCAGCCCACGUGGCAUAGAGGGGCCGAGAGCUGACACAUUCUACCAGCAUGUGGGACUGCAUGCGCAAGCUCCCCAUCCCUCACUGAGCAUGGCGGAAAUACUCAAACGUAUAAAACUCAAUAAGACUGUGCUUAAGGACAAGCUGAGACAAAUCAGACAAGCAGAUUAGUGCAUGUUGCUCAACCUGGUGCUCAAUUUUGGCUUUGCCAUAAUGGGUAACUUGAUGUCAUACAGUAGUAGUCCGAAUGUUUGACCGGUGAUGACCUGAAUUAAUGUUUUCGUUGAAAAUAUUUUACUGUAGUUUAAUCAUUCUCGAGUGAUCUACAAUGUCAAUGACUGUGAUGCAUUGGUGCUCAGUAAGAAAAGAUUUGUAUUACGUAGCAUGCCUAGGUUGUACGCACCUUACGUAGUAUGGCUGUCGUAUAUAUAUGAUGAGCCGUUAUAUUAAGGUAGACAUUUCUAUCUCACUAGCUUUGUUAUAUUGUGAUCGAUCAAAUUUUUAUUGUAACCGUGCCCGUUAGGUUAUGAAUCAACCUUGUUUUUCACCAUGCCCUCAUCAUCUUUGUAAGUAUAUUAUAUAAGUUCAGAAGUAGCCGUUUCACAGUUGCCUUCAUCUUAUUAAGAGUGUAAUACGACUGUAGUAUAAACUUGGAAGUCUGUAGCCAUUAGAGUUUUUGAGUUACUCUGGUUAAUGAUGACAUAGCAAACAAGUUGCAAGACAGUCUAAUCCUUGUGUUAGCUGUCUCUUUGGUACCAGGACUGUGGUAUCUAGAGGUUAUUUUUGGGUAGGCAUUAUGCUAGAGGGUUAUGUGAACAUACCUAUUAUUUUCAUGUGAUAAGCAUGUGAUGUUAGAAACAUAUAAAAUCAUUAUAUUUUCGUUUUCAUCUGCUUUCUGGCAUGUUGUUAAAUAUUCCUUAUAUUUUUACAUUGAAGGUAAUUUAAAGAUUAGUUAUUGCAUAGCUCCAUUCAAUAUUAUUUACUGAGCACGUAUGAAUUCAACAAUUGGAAAACUGUAGAUUAUUAUUAGUAUUGUUGAAAUUCCAGAUUUAUAUGGCCAAACGAAUCAACAGCACCUAAAUACCUACCUUAAAUUUUAUUUUAUUGAAGCUGGCAACAAAUUUUUUGUUUGACCUGAGAUAAUAGAUUUAUUACUGUUAUGUGAAAAACAUAAUCUGUUAAUAGACAAUUUA